AACUUCACAUAGUUGUAGUCAUUUAUUUUUUAUGCUAAUAAGGUUUUUAGUCACAUGUUUUCCAUAGUUAUCAUCUGACCGCUCGUCUCUUUCACCGCAGAAAGUGACAGCGGAAAGUCGAAUUAGUCGAUACUUUCACAUUUGCCAUCAAGUAAUGGAAUUCAAGAGCUAUGCAGAGUACCCUGAAAGGUUCGUCUGAUGACUCGCCGCGAACGCAGUUUAGCUAUGGAGCAGAAACAAGUCAUGUCAAUCUUUCCAACAGACAUCCAAACAGAACCAACUACAGUCAAUCUGAUGGCCAUCAGCCCACAGAUACAAAUGAAUUAUUUGCAGAUGAACAGAUUGAAGAGCCAUGGUGGAAGUCACAGUUUUUCAUCUCGCAACCUGUUUUGUUCGGAAUGUGGGAUGGUGUAUUCACCUCCUGUCUCAUUAAUAUUUUUGGAGUGAUCGUCUUUUUGCGAUCUGGAUGGGUAGUUGCUCAAGCUGGCAUUUUAAAUGCUAUUCUCAUCAUUCUUUCCUCUGUUGGUGUUGUAUUAAUAUCUGUCCUAUCAGCUGUGGGUAUUUGUGAAAGAUGCCGAGUGGAGAGUGGAGGCGUUUAUUUUCUCCUAGCUUAUGUUUUGGGCUCUCGAUUUGCAGGGGCUAUUGGCUUACUUUAUACUUUUGGACAGGCAGUUGGUUGUGCGCUCAGCAUGCUGGGUCUGGGCGAGUCAAUUGCUGGUUUGUUAGAGAUUGAGAAAAAUCCGUGGGCACAAAGGGUCUUUGCCAGUCUAGCUGUCAUGGUCCUAAGUGUCAUUGACUUGGCGGGAAUCAAAUGGGUUGUAAAAUUGCAGUUUGUCCUCCUACUGGUUUUACUCUUUGCUGGGCUAGACUUCGCUGUUGGUAGCUUUGUUCACACAGACGUUCGAAGUGGAUUUGAUGGCUGGAGCAUUAGUCACAUCAAGGAAAAUCUUUGGUCUGAGUAUUUUGAUAACUACAGCUGGUUUACUGUCUUUGGUGUUUUCUUCCCAACCAUAACAGGCAUUAUGGCAGGGAUCAAUAUGAGUGGAGAUCUCCGUCACCCAUCUGAGGAUAUUCCUAAUGGGACCUUUGCUGCUUUAGGCACAGGAACUGGGUUGUAUCUAUUAUUUGCUCUUGUCUUGGGAUCAACAUGUUCCCGCAUAGCACUCAAAGAUGACUACUUGAUGUCAGCCAAAGUCUCUGCUGUUCGUGUGCUUCUGCUUGCUGGUCUUUAUGUUUCGUCCAUGUCAAGCUGUUUGGGUGCCAUUUAUGGCACUGCACGUGUCCUUCAGUCCAUUGCCAAUGAAAAUUUAAUUCCCUUCAGCAAUGUUCUUAGUAGAGGGAAAGGACCCAAUAGACUUCCAGUCUCUGCCAUGGCUCUGACUACAGGAGUAAUAGUCAUUUUCACACUUUUUGGAGAUAUUAAUUCCUUAGCGCCGAUUGUAACAAUGCCAUUCCUACUCAUGUAUGCUUCGGUUGAUUAUGCUUAUUUUGCACUAGCCAUGACAUAUGAUUUGCAAAGCAAAAGAGAACAAAAACUCAGGUCAACCGCCAAUAAUCAAAACGUUGGCAAUGCCUCCUCUGGUCAAAAUUGUGAUCUAGACUCCUUGUUUCCAGAAAGAUAUCAGCUUCCUAAUAGUUCUAUAAUGACUCCAACCUCAGCUUCCGACCAGCAAAACUCCUUGACUGUGAUAGUUCAUUCAAAAACUUCAAAUUGGUACUCCAGUUGGUGCAACCGUUGGCUUUCUUUGUUUGGGGCACUAUUGAAAAUUUUCCUCAUGUGCCUUGUAAACUGGAGCUUUGCAGUAAUGAACUUGGCUGUUUGCAUUGUGAUAUGGGCAUACGUUGGGUUUGCAAACCCUGCUGUCAAGCCGGGUGUUGCCAAUCAGUUCAAUGUUCUGUGGUGGCUCCGCUGGACCUGCUUGAAACUCUUCAGCAAUAAGGAAAUGGACUAUGAAGAAAUUGUGGUCACUCCAAAUCAUCCAGAUCUAGAACUAUUUUCUGAACAUUUGAAUGAAGAUAACGAGGACUUCGCACAUCGUCAACGUUUCCAUCAAACAGCAACUGUUAUGCAUGAAAAUUUGCAGCCAAACUUCAUCAGCAGUUUUCCACGGCCGCGAGAAGCGAGGUUAAGGUAGCAGCGAUGUUAUCAACAAAGACAGUGGUUUCCAAAGGGUCCACCAGAGGCCGCCACUUGCUGGAGCAGUUGAAUAUACCCGACAUCAGGCCUGCACAGAGGUUAAAACUUUAGGGCGACUAUAUCCGACAUCGGACCUAAACGCGUUAUUUUUCACGGCGAAUAUAUCCGACAUUGGACCGGAAAGGGUUAAAGGGAAUAAAUGUACCGAAUUUUAAAUGAAUAAAUUAACACGUGGGACUACAAUUCUUUACGUUAAGUUUCAAAUUCACCCUCUAAGAUUUUUUCCUGAAGGGGGCACAACAUUUUUACUAGAGUUUAAUUUAAGAGUGCAGUCAAUAAAUAAAAGAAUAUUUGACCGUUUGUGGUAUUUAUUUUUCAUUUUUUGAACUUAUUUACCACUUCAUGUUACGACCGGAACAAACAGUUGACCAAGGAAAGCAUUGCUCCUCCUUCACCUUGAACAAAAAAAUUCUAAUAGAAAUUUUGAUCACCCCUCUUAGAUCCAAAAUUUCAAAAUAAUAUUCUAAUAAAGUUCAUCAGCAAAAGAUUUGAAAGGUUAAUACUAAUCAUUUCACAACAUAAGUAGAGGCGUUUGCUUGAAGAAGAAAAAAAAAAAAAAAAAAAAAAAAAAAAAAAAAAAAAAAAAAAAAAAAAAAAAAUGAAAUUCUUGACUUUAGCCUCUUGAAGACUCUUAUUUGCUGUUUCUAAUUAAUUGUUGUAAAGCUUGUUAAUAAACAGUGCUCUACAUUUUCCAAAUAAUAAUCCGGUUGUAAGUCCUUUUCAAUGUGAUGUGUAUUAGCAUUUUUAGGUUGAAAAUAUUACUGUAGAAAUAGGUUGUAGAAAACUACUUCUAACAAUGAAAUGGCAUGAAGCAUCAGUAAUUAUUGAUUUCCCAGUCAUCCUGUAGUUGCAAGCGAGUUUUCGUUGCAAAAAUAUAGAAAUUUUGUAUCAUAUUAUGUAGCAUGUAAAUCCUUUUUUGUGUUAUUCAAAUAGCACAUGAGUAAACUUGAUUUUAACGGAUGGAGUGCCUCAGUAUAAUUUAAUACAUUCUGCUCCCAUCUUUUAUAUCCUUCCAUAAUCAUGAAACAUCAAGUGGUCCAUGUCACUCUAAUAUAUUUUACAAAUGUAUUUAAAUUUUAUUUUACAAUUGGUAACCUAACCAAAACUAUCAUUCAAACCUCAACUCAUGUAACAAAUGUUUUUUUAAAAUCCGUUUAUUUUUAAACUGAAUUCUAUUUUUUUUUAAUUAGGUGCCUUUAAGACAUUAAAAAUAAAAAUUACGGGAUCUUGUGUGUCCCUUUCUAGUGUGCAUAGUGCAUCCAACCUGAAUUGUGAAAUUAGUGUCUAUGUUACUGUAAACCAAAUCAAAUGAUUGACUCUAUUUUUUUUUCCAUUUUUGUAAAUUAUAGAUUUAUUUAUUAAAUA
This is a messenger RNA of Bemisia tabaci, 3562 nucleotides long. The record is from RefSeq and is a predicted model, not a curated record. Lineage: Eukaryota; Metazoa; Arthropoda; Insecta; Hemiptera; Aleyrodidae.